GCUCACCCGGCUCUCAAAGCCUUUAUGUGUGGCUCUCUCAGUGGAACAUGCUCCACCCUGCUCUUCCAGCCUCUGGACCUGGUCAAGACCCGCCUGCAGACCCUUCACAGCAACAUGCAGCCUGGUUCAGCAAGAGUGGGGAUGGUGACUGUGUUCUUAAGUGUUAUACGGACAGAGAAGCUCAUAGGACUUUGGAAGGGAGUCUCACCAUCGUUUGUGCGGACCAUCCCCGGCGUAGGGAUCUACUUCAGCACCUACUACUCUCUGAAGCAGCACUACUUCCUGGAGCAGGGCCCUGGGGCCAUGGAGUCUGUGCUGCUGGGAGCUGGGGCCAGGACUGUGGCAGGGGUCUGCAUGCUACCUGUCACUGUCAUUAAGACUCGCUUUGAGAGUGGCAGGUAUAACUARGUGAGCGUGGCAGGMGCUUUGCGCAGUGUGUGUCAAACAGAGGGACCCYGAGCUCUGUUCUCAGGGCUGACCGCCACCCUCCUCAGAGAUGCUCCCUUCUCAGGCCUCUAUGUCAUGUUCUACAGCCAGGGCAAGAACACUCUGCCACAGGAGAUAAGCACGUCUCCCUACGCGCCCCUGGCUAACUUCAGCUGUGGGAUUCUGGCUGGAGUCCUGGCUUCCCUGGUCACCCAGCCAGCUGACGUGGUCAAAACCCACGUCCAAGUCAGCCCACAUCUGUACAGGAGGACUGCAGACGCUGUGCGAUACAUUUACAAUGAGCACGGGUUUCAAGGGUUCUUCCGGGGUGGGGUGCCACGUUCUCUGAGGAGGACCAUGAUUGCUGCCAUGGCAUGGACGGUGUAUGAACAGAUGAUGGCCCGCAUGGGGCUCAAGUCCUGAGGAGGGAUGACAAAAAAUAGGGAUGACAAGAAGAAGGGAUUUCAAGUCCUGAAGAGAGAGAAUGAAAUGAGGAACGUGUGUGGACCGAGGAAGAAAGUGAAAGUCAAGUCACCGAGGACAAACCAGGACAGUGAGGAGUGCCCUGGAAGGCACUGCUGUGUUUGUGUCUUUAAACUGCCUAGUUGUGAGAGUGUGCCAAUGGACUUCUUCACUGACAUACAGUAUUCUGCCAUAACAUUAUUAACACAUUGCAAAGAUAUGAUACCUCAAGGACUGGUAUCCAUACUUUGACAGAAAGAUGGGGACUAGUAGUUUUAUUAAAAUGUCUGUAUAUUUGAAUGGAUUGCAAUAGUUUUGCAUUGCACAAUAUUGUCUGUCGUCAUUGUAUGUGAGGCUACACCAAACAAGACUUUAAUUUAUUUAUUCUACUGGGCUACUUUCAAAAUUCCAUAUUGCACUUUAAGUCGUAAAAUAUUGUUGGUCCCUAAUAGCCACUGGGACUCCCAGUCACACUGACUGUUUAAGCUACUCCAGGCUUUAGAUAUACAGUAUAUCACAAAAGUGAGUACACCCCUCACAUUUUUGUAAUUAUUUGAGUAUAUCUUUUCA
This is a messenger RNA of Salvelinus sp. IW2-2015, 1458 nucleotides long. NCBI's taxonomy places the organism in Eukaryota, Metazoa, Chordata, Actinopteri, Salmoniformes, Salmonidae. The record is from RefSeq and is a predicted model, not a curated record.